AUGUCCAUGAGUGAUCAGGACGACCGGCCGGGUCAGAAACGGCCUCGCAGUCGGUCCUUGGACGAAGCGACACCAGCGCAUCGAUUGGCGUCCUUUGAUGCGCCGCGCUCAGCUGUUCAGCAAGAUUCCACAAGUAUGCGAGCAGUUAGUGGCCCCCUCAGAUCUGCUUCACCUUCACAGAGCGGCAUUGGCUGGCCGGCCGUGAGCGGGCCACCCUCGAGAGACUCAAUGCAAUCAUAUCCAACAUCCUUUCCUGCGCGUACCGGGAGUGGCAGUCCCUCGACCAAUGGUGGGAUUGGUCCCCUCUACCAACCGAGCUUGCAAUCCUUCAAUUCGCUCGACUCCAAGUCAAGCGGCGGGUCAGUGAACGGAACGUCCACAUCGCAGGCUGGUGUAUCUUCAACGAACAUCUCGAGGCCAGGUCCUCAAGCGCGUCAGCGGACAGCAGUCGCAUGCCGCUAUUGUCGAAAGCGUAAGAUCAGAUGUACGGGAAUCUCACAGGUUGCCAAUGACCCUCGAUGCUCCAAUUGCAGACGACUCGACCAAGAAUGCAUUUACGCUCCAGCCAGUGCUCCUGUCCAUGGCACUUACAUGCGACCUUCCUCUGGUUCAAUUUCCAAUGACCCGUAUGAUGUGCCUCGCAGCUUCAGCGGUGAAUCGAGGCCUCCAAGCUCACCAACACACCCCUGGCCUGCUGCUGCACAGUCGUAUGGGCAUAGCCACGGUUAUGGAUACCCUGAGGCGACACAACCGCCUCCACCAGAGGCUACCGCGCAACGUGGCCAUUCUCACUUUUACAACAGACCGGGAUAUGGUGCAGGUGAACACCCAUAUCACGUUUCAUUCUCUCCAGUACAGUCAAGAAAUCAUACGCCGCCAUUUCCGGGGCCAUACCCGACAGCUAGCAGCGUUCCUGGGGAACUGAGACAGUCUCCCUAUGGCUACAACGAGCAAUCCCGAGCAACCCUACUCGAGGUGGCCCGACGAGAUUCCAUCCCUUCUCUAAUACGAUAUUCGCCACCGAGCGUCUCCGUCACAUCCAUGCUGACACGUCCACCACCACAGCCUGUUGCACGUUUGACGCCAUCUUUCGAACAAUUGGCAUCUCCUGCGAGUCUGCGACGCGAUUCACUCAAGCAUAGCCCACCGGUCGCAACGCCUAGCGCGAUACCAAGUUUGGCAAGCAUUACAGCGUCUCUACCGUCUCCAUCGAAUGCACAAAGUCGUUCUCAUCACGAUCAUUCUAUGCUUGCGUUAUUGAAUCCCGUGGUGGGAGCUGGUACGUCUCGUGGCGGUGUGGCUGGAGGUGUGACGAGUUUGCUGAAUGGCGACUCUGAACGUCGCAGCAGUGUAGCUCUGGGUGGACAUGGCAUCACGCUCCCCUCGGCAUCUAGCUUGUUGGGUGGUCUGAGUUUCAAUGGAAGUCGACUCAGUCCUCCAUCUGGUAAUGGUCUCGCAUCGCCGGUCCCCCUGCUCGUGCCAAAGUGA
Molecule: messenger RNA, 1488 nt
Organism: Protomyces lactucae-debilis
Lineage: Eukaryota; Fungi; Ascomycota; Taphrinomycetes; Taphrinales; Protomycetaceae
Exons: 1
Coding region: 1-1488 (495 amino acids)
Biological process (GO): regulation of DNA-templated transcription
Molecular function (GO): DNA-binding transcription factor activity, RNA polymerase II-specific; zinc ion binding
Source: RefSeq, a predicted model, not a curated record